Messenger RNA from Amoebophrya sp. A120, 921 nucleotides. The record is from the annotation of a GenBank genome assembly. NCBI's taxonomy places the organism in Eukaryota, Dinophyceae, Syndiniales, Amoebophryaceae.
AUCUUGUUUGCAAAACGAAAAACGCGAAAGCAAAGCGCGCCACUUGUUAGAAGCAAGAGGAGGAGAGGCGGCGGCUUUUGUUGUUGUUCUUACGUGCUCCGGCGUCCCAUCACAUCACCGGCCGCCAGGCGGGGGGCCGUCUCCAGGCCCUGCCUUGUCUUUGCAGUCCCCCCGCGCCCGGGAGCUAGUGCAGCGGCGCCGGCGCCGUGGCGUUGUAUCUCUCCGCAGUAUUGAGGAGAUAGCGCCGGCGUGGCCUUGUUGGCCAUCUACGUAUUGGCUGACGGCUGGCGCCCGCCACCGUAGCAGCGCUCGUUGAAUACGUGAACGGACCGGGUGCCCGGCGCGGUGGACAGCGCCGCGGAACUGACGAAACCGCGACCGCCGAACGACGAAAAGAGCUACCAACCUAGUGCCGCGCCGCCUGUGCCUGUGUCUGUGCUUUUCCCCUGGGGUGGCGGGCCGGGCGCGCGUGGCCGCUCGCUUUUGCCGAAAGGACGAGGGGGGGCGGCCCCAGGCUGGCCCGGCAGCCGGCCUGGGCCGCCCCCACUCUCGCCGGGGGGCCUGUGUCGCUUGGCUUAGCGAAGUGCUUCGGUCUGCUGGGCCUGCGCCAGGGACUUUCUGUUCGUUGGGCCGGAACCCUCGUAGCCUCCGCGGCUGCGCCCGCACGCUCUGCCACUGGCGUCCGCCGCGUGUUUGUAUUGGCGCCCGUGGUGGAGGGGCAGCUGGCGUGAUAUCGCGAUCAGCAAAUCAGGCGCGCACCGUUUUGCCGCAUGCUUGUGGGUGCUACCUAGCGCCAAAGCGUGCGGCCGAUAGCCGAGACAAACUCGUCAGCUUUGCCGCCCGGCGAAGGGUUUGGCCGCCGUAAUAUCAUGGCCGAAACGACUCUGUUGCCGGUCGUUGUCGGCUGCCAGAUUUUAACAU